AUGUCUCAAUUGCGUCAUCCUAAUCUCCUCCAGUUUAUAGGAGCUGUGUUAGACCAUCCAUCAGGUAAUCCUAUGAUUAUCACUGAAGUAAUGGAUACCUCAUUGCGUAAAGCUUAUGAGAGGAAAGAGCUGACUCCUGAUCCUGGCUGUAGACCAGUGAUUCUCUCCAUAAUGCGUGAUGUAGCUGUGGGUUUAAACUACCUACACUGUCUACCUGAUCCUAUUAUUCAUCGUGAUGUCAGCAGUGCUAAUGUACUACUGGAAUCAAAGGGAGACAAGAAAUGGAAGACUAAGAUAUCUGACUUUGGAUCAGCAAAAGCAGCAAAUAAAGCAGUCACCAGACUACCAGGAGCUGAGCCUUACACAGCACCUGAAGCUAUUGCUCAGCAUAUCAUGAGCUUAGAUUCCAAAAAGCUGCAAACUACAAAAAUGGAUGCAUUCAGUUAUGGUGUUUUACUUUGUGAAAUAAUAACUUGUCGUUUUCCAGAUCGAGAUGUAUUUCGAGACAUGCUUUGCCAAGUGCAGAGUAUUAACAGCAAACCACGUGGUUCAAGAAAGACACAAGGGUCUCUCCUACACUCUCUCAUUGUUUCGUGCUGUCAUGACGAUCCUUUGAAACGACCAUCAAUGAGUCAAAUUAUUGAACGAAUUGAUGUUAUUUCUAUGUAG
Molecule: messenger RNA, 669 nt
Organism: Amphimedon queenslandica
Lineage: Eukaryota; Metazoa; Porifera; Demospongiae; Haplosclerida; Niphatidae
Product: probable serine/threonine-protein kinase drkC
Exons: 1
Coding region: 1-669 (222 amino acids)
Biological process (GO): necroptotic signaling pathway; protein phosphorylation
Molecular function (GO): protein kinase activity; ATP binding
Source: RefSeq, a predicted model, not a curated record